AUGGACGUGGACAUGGACGUGGACAUGGACGUGGACGUGGACGUGGACAUGGACGUGGACGUGGACAUGGACGUGGACGUGGACAUGGACGUGGACAUGGACGUGGACAUGGACGUGGACAUGGACAUGGACGUGGACAUGGACGUGGACAUGGAUGUGGACAUGGGCGUGGACAUGGACGUGGACGUGGGCGUGGAGAUGGACGUGGACGUGGACGUGGAGGACUUGGACGUGGAGAUGGACGUUGACGUGGACGUGGACGUGGACGUGGACAUGGACGUGGACGUGGACAUGGACGUGGACGUGGAGAUGGACGUGGACGUCGACGUGGAAGUGGACGUGGACGUGGAGAACUUGGACGUGGACAUGGACGUGGACAUGGACGUGGACGUGGACGUGGACGAAGACAUGGUCGUGGAUGUGGACGUGGACGUGGACGUGGACGUGGACAUGGACUUAGACGUGGACGUGGACGUGGACGUAGUCGUGGACGUGGACGUGGACCUGGACGUGGACGAGGACGUGGACGUGGACAUGGACGUGGACGUGGACGUAGACAGGGACAUGGACUUGGACAUGGACGUGGACGUGGACAUGGACGUGGACGUGGAAAUGGACAUGGACAUGGACGUGGAAGUGAACGUGGACGUGGACAUAGACGUGGACGUGGACGUGGAAAUGGACAUGGACACGUCCACGUCCAUGUCCACAUCCACGUCCAUGUCCACGUCCACGUCCAUGUCCACGUCCAUGUCCAUGUCCAUGUCCACGUCCACGUCCACGUCCACGUCCUUGUCAUUUGCACUCUAA
This is a messenger RNA of Closterium sp. NIES-65, 810 nucleotides long. NCBI's taxonomy places the organism in Eukaryota, Viridiplantae, Streptophyta, Zygnematophyceae, Desmidiales, Closteriaceae. The record is from the annotation of a GenBank genome assembly.